UCUUCCGUCACUUGCUGCCGUCGACGAUUAGGAUUUCCCCGGCUUUUCUUUUCUCCAAAUUCCCCAAAGUCGUAACGUACAGAUAGGUUUAGGAGCAAAGAUUCCGCAGGGAGACGAAGCGGAGCCGUACCAAUUAGCUCAGAAUCCGACACUGAGAAGUAGGAAGAGGAGGAGGAGAGGGACAUGGACACUACAUAUCUCUCCCUCCCUGCCAAACGAACCAUUCAUCUCGCUGCCGGAGGAAUGUCCGACCCCAACAAGCGGUUGAAGCACCUUCCUCCAUCUCCGAAUCAACAUCAGCAUCAGCUGCCCGUGCCUCCUGGCCACGUGUGCUUCCGCCUCCUCUGUCACUCCUCUCGCGUCGGAGGCGUGAUUGGCAAGUCCGGCAGCAUAGUCAAGCAGCUCCAGCAGCAGACCGGCGCCAAGAUCCGUGUUGAGGAAGCUCCGGCCGAGUGCCCCGACAGAGUCAUCUCCGUAGUCGCUCCCGGUGUUGUCAAUAGUGGUGAAAUUGAUUGUUCCAAAGCCCAGGAAGCUUUGGUCAGGGUGUUCGAGCGGAUUCUGGAAGUAGCUGCCGAGACGGAUGGGGGAAGUAUUCCUGCAGGAAGGGUGGUGUCCUGUAAAUUGUUGGCGGAUGGGAGCCAUGCUGGGUCUGUGAUUGGCAAGGGAGGGAAGGUUGUGCAGAAGAUACAGAAGGACUGUGGUGCUAGAAUCAAGGUUAUGAGGGAUAAGUUACCUCUUUGUGCUGCUUCAACGGAGGAGAUGAUUGAGAUUGAAGGGGAACUUAUAGGGGUGAAGAAGGCACUGGUUGCCGUCUCUCGCUGUCUUCAAGAUUCUCAACUAUUUGAUAGGACAAGAAUGACUGGCAGCAAAGCUGUUGAGGUGGUUCCUCAAGAAUAUUUCCCUGAGGCGCGGUUGGAUGUACUGUCACAACAUACCUCACUUCUAGCUGCCACACCAAAUAUCUCUACAUCUUACAUUUUAGGAGGUCAUUCUUUGUCAUUGGAAUCUGAAAAGCCGCCCAACCAGGAAACAAGGGAAUUAGAAGAGGAAGUUUCUUUUAGAAUCCUUUGUUCAAGUGAUAGAGUUGGGGGUGUCAUUGGAAAGGGUGGCAGCAUUAUCCAGGCUCUUCAAAAUGAGACAGGUGCUUCAGUAAUUAUUGGACCUACAGUGUCCGAUUGUGAUGAACGAUUAAUCACUGUUGCAGCAUCAGAGAAUCCAGAAUCUCGAUACUCUGCUGCACAGAAGGCGGCAGUCCUCGUUUUCACAAGAAUUGUGGAUGCUGGGAUUGAAAAGCGGCUGGAAGGCUCUCUUAACGGAUCCUCUGUCACAGCCAGGAUGGUAGUCUCAACAAACCAGGUUGGUUGUCUGUUGGGGAAAGGAGGGGUGAUAAUUUCAGAAAUGUGCAAGGUUACUGGUGCUAGCAUACGGGUAUUAGGACGUGGACAACAGUUGCCAAUGUGUGUUCCAAAGAGUGAUCAAGUCGUACAGAUUUCAGGAGAUUUGAUCAAGGUAAGAGAUGCAAUGUACCAUGUUACUGGCAGGCUCCGAGACAACCUGUUCUCGAGUUUACGGAGCACUUCUAUGACAAGGACCCCUAUAUCAACUGGAACCAAUGCCUGUGAAAGUCAAAGGAACAUAUCAAGGAUCCCUCUAAGGGAACCAUUAAGGGAGCCAUCAAGGGAAUCUUUCAUAGACCAGUAUAAGUAUCCUUCGGGGGACCCCCCAAGGGAAUCUUUCUCGGAUCCGUAUAGGCAUUCUUCAGGGGACUCGUCAGGGGAAUAUUUCACGGACCCAUAUAGGUACCAUUUGGGGGAUCGAUCAAGGAAAUCUUUCACGGAUCCCUAUAGUUAUCCUUCAGGAGAGCAACUGAGGGAAUCUUUCAUAGAGCCAUUGAGGGAGCCACUUGGGGGUUCAUUCAGAGACCCAAUUAGGGAUCAUUCUAGAGACCGAUUAAGAGAUCAACUGACAGAUCCUAUUCCUCUUUCCUCACAGUUUUCAGUUGGCACUUCUCAUAGUUUAGGUCGACAUUCUAAUCUUGCACAGAGUUUGGAUCAUCUAGGUUUUUCUCAUGUUCAGGAUCGACCCCUGUCCCCAAAGACGUGGACGCCUCAGGUCAAGUGUCCUCUCCCCACUGUUUCUCUUGUGGAUGCUGUGGUUUUAUGGUCUAACGCUAUGAAAACCGGGGAAAAUACAAGAGGCUUUGCUGAUGUUAGCAGAGGAUUAUCUUCCUUCAAAGGAGGCCUUCACCUGGCCAGUUCCAGCAAGUCUGCAAUUGUCACAAAUACAACUGUGGAGAUUGCGGUACCUGAAAGCAUUAUCGACUGUGUGUAUGGUGAAAAUGGGAACAAUCUGGUUCGUUUGAGACAGAUCUCAGGUGCCAAGGUUAUAGUGCAUGAACCUCGUGUAGGAUCGAGUGACAGGAUUAUUGUUAUAUCUGGGACACCUGAUGAAACCCAGGCAGCACAGAGCCUUCUUCAAGCAUUUAUUCUCACUGGACAAACAUGAAUAAAAUCCACACCCAUGGUCAGAUAUCAUAUAUAUGUUAGAAUCGCUGGGAAAAGAACUACAACUCUUGCAUUUGUUACUUUCUGUUUCGAUUUGCCCUUGUGUCGUCAAUCUUCGGGGUAGGCUGUAUAUUAAACUUCAUUCCAAACUACGCCGAAACCUUCUCUGUUCAAGACUCUUUGCACUGCAAACCAUCAACAUUAGUUUAACUCCAUUGCAAGCUGAGUGUUGCUUUCAAUAACCAUUUGCUGCAUCAUUAUCUCCUUUGCACGUGUAUAGAUUCGGGGGUUUUGUUCAUAACUGUAGUGAAAUGACUCCCCCAAAAUCCAAAGACGGUAUUCAACUCUGCAAAUGAAUGCAAAAAUAUCCCUAGUGUUUGCACAUUGCUGAAUUUAGUGAUCCCAUUUUCCAGUUGGUUCAUGGACAAGGAGAUAGAUAAGUUCUGAUGACUUGGUCAUUCUUUAUAUCAAUCACUGAGUCUUCCAAAAUGGAGGUAUAUAUAGGGUCAGCAAUCUUAAAAAAACUGGUUGUCACUGUUCUGCAACAAUCUUAAAAAAUGGAGGUAUAUAAGAAUUGGCACUUAGAAUAGAUGGAAAGUAGAAGCAAGGUCAUCUGGGUUCUUCCCCAGAGCUUUUGCAACAGUCUUGCAUUAUGAUAGAAUAGAAUGAGGGGUAUUAUCAACAAGCGCCAUCUUGAUUGAGUGAAGGAUAACAUGGUCUUCUGCUACAAUUGGUGCUCGUCUGCUCGACAAAGAAUUCUGUCUUUCCGACCAUCGAAGAAAAAGUUUCAUCGUGAUAGUCACAGUUUCCAUGUGGAUCGAGCAAUAUGAUUUGAGAUCAAUGAACGCAACUAAGUUAAUACUUCUGGGGAAGGAGUUGGUUGUUGAAGGGUUUACAGUUUACACUUCGUUGCCUUCUAUAUACGUUGUCAACAAUAUAUGAGUUGAUUGACGACUUGGGAUGAGCAAGUCAAUCCGAGUGAAAACAACCCCUUAAAAGAAAUAAAAAUAUGGUGUGAAAAAUGUGUCAAUCGAGUAUUAAAGCAUGAGUGGAAUUAUCGGUCUAUGAGGAAUUGAUACAAGUUCAUAUUUAAUUGACCUAAUGGAAGCAAACCGUAAAAGGAAAAUAGUUUUGGUUGUAGACUAAGAAGUAAAAAUUUAAACAAAUUAGCAUUUUUGGAGAACUCAAUCGAGAAAGCUCUUCCCGAAACACCGAAGUUCACUAUCAAACCUCACUCGAUUCACUUCUACUUACUAAUAACCUUACCUAUAAGAUUAUAAUUAUCCCCACUAAAAAUUAAUACAUAGUUAAUUUGAUUUCUACCGUAACUAGAUUAACUAAUUAGCUUGAAGAACGAAAUUUGUAUCGUGAUUGCAUAAUUUUAGCUUACCAAGUCGUCGAUCAUAAUCAGAACUAAUUAGAUUAACUAAAAUUUAUACAUAAUUUUAGUUGAUCAUAACCUCAUACCUUUAUUCAUGUUGUGUGGAAAUAUUUAGUUGACUAAAAGUUUUGGAGAUGAUUUGGGAGUAGUCUCAAGAGUCGAUCUGGAGUAGCUUUGUUAAACACUUAAAUCUGGGUUUGUCUCCGUUGCAUCAUCAUAAUCAGAAGUAUCAUAAUAUUGGACUAUCUUUUGAGAUGGGAUGUCAUUGGCAGAGGCGAAACAAUGAUCCUCUCCACCUUCCUUUUAACUUCUCUAAUGAUCACUGAAUGAGUGAUUUCUAGUAACUUCAAUCCCUGGGUUGGCUUAGGAGAAGCUAAUUGAUGGAUCUUUUUACAUUAUAGCCAUGCAAAAUCUUCAUUCUUCAAAAUUUAGUUUUACCAUCCACAU
This is a messenger RNA of Linum tenue, 4332 nucleotides long. NCBI's taxonomy places the organism in Eukaryota, Viridiplantae, Streptophyta, Magnoliopsida, Malpighiales, Linaceae. The record is from the annotation of a GenBank genome assembly.